AUGAAGCUCACCUCAGGUUUGGCGCUUGUUGCCGCAACCUUCCGGCUUGCCUUGGCCUCUGAGCCAACCUUUGAGACUCUUGUUUCCAGGGAGAUCAACCUUCUCCAACGGACCGAGUACGACAUCUGCCAGGCAGACUGCAGUCUAGCCGGCGUUUCAUUCCCUGACAAGAACACUCUUCAGCUACCACUUGAGGACUACUACUCUGAGAGAUGUCCUGAGAUUUUCCUUGGCAAUUACGACAAUCCCAAGGGGAAAUCGACAGUCUGUCUUGAUUUUGCUGGACCGUAUCUGACCUUCACCUUCAACCCAUUUCCCGGCCACACCACCACAUCUGCCCAGGUCACCUGGGGACUCAAGGGCAACCCUCUCUACCCAGCUGGAUACAAACCACCACCACCCACAAGAGCUGUUCACUGUACACCAGGGCAGGAUGGCACGUUCCUGUGCAAGGUUCCUUUCAACGAGAUUAUUAAUGCUUCCAGCCAUGCCGAGAUCAAACACCUUCUUGAGGGAAUGUGCCCCAACGGCGACGAAGCGGGCCUCACCCUCUAUCUCCAAUUCGCCGGAAGCGUUAUUGUACCUGAUUCACACGAACCGAUUCAUUUCCAACAACAGUUCCCCUGCAAGCCCGGCGGUCGCAACAAACACGGCAUAUGCACCUCCUACGACUGUGACUAUGACUAUUUUGAGAUCACCUACCGUUGCAGCAAGUGCCUAGUUGCCCCUUGCCAUGCAACAUGCGAUACGACACCUGCUUACGGCUAUCAGAGCCCUCGAAACUCCCAUGAUCUCAACACACAGAAGGGCACAGAUUGCAAGAGCAGCUGGGGUUGGUAUGAGACGCCCAGUAUUCACGACCUCAGAAGGGGCAUACACGGCCAUCUCUACAUCCAAGAAAAGGGCAAGUACUACGAGAGGAUUGGCAGCUGGGCUGCUACCAUCAACGCCCUGAAGAAGCUGGACGUCAAGCUCAAGAUUACACCUGGCCUGAAGUACGUCAUUGAAAAGGUCAACAUCAACCUCUCCUGCCUCCCCAUCACGACCUGCAAUUCGGAUUCUUUCACGUACACCAAGGAUGUGCUCGGAGGCCUUCAAGAGUACGACACGGACGGCAUCCACUACCCUGCGUGCGGCCGGCGCUCUAGGGUUUACCUGAUCAUUUCGGCGGAUGUUGGGAAUCCUGAGAAUCAAGACGGUGUAUGCGAGAGUCCACAUCAUGAUGAGCCUUCCCACAAUGGAAAGCCACACGACGGUCAGCCCCACGACGGGAAGCCACAUGAUGGAGGGUCGCCCAAUGAUAAGCCUCACCCCGACCAGCCCUCUCACCACGGGCAGCCCUCUCACCACGGGCAGCCCUCUCACCACGGCGGGCUCCCUCACCACGGCGGGCUCCCUCACCACGGCGGGCUCCCUCACCACGGCGGGCUCCCUCACCACGGCGGGCUCCCUCACCACAGCGGGCUCCCUCACCACGGCGGGCUCCCUCACCACGGCGGGCUCCCUCACCACCACAAACUCCAUGAUGGCACACCUUCUCACGACAAGAAGCGUUCCCGUGAUUAA
Podospora pseudocomata is the source of this 1566-nucleotide messenger RNA. RefSeq lists its product as uncharacterized. The transcript has a single exon. NCBI's taxonomy places the organism in Eukaryota, Fungi, Ascomycota, Sordariomycetes, Sordariales, Podosporaceae. The coding region runs from base 1 to 1566 and encodes 521 amino acids. The record is from RefSeq and is a predicted model, not a curated record.